UAUGAAUUGCACCACACUUCUGUCAUUAUAUAUUCAACCCACCCUCACCUUAGUUCUAAAGGCAGACUCAUCAAACACCAGAUCACUAUUCUGUAUUCAGUAUUCAGUAUUCAGUAUUCAGUAACAAAAGAAAUACUGUUAUCAUCUAACAAACAAAAUGCAGGCUGCUACUUGCUUUGUUCAACCACUUUUCCCUUGUAAUAAAUCUUCCAUUUUUAUCAGCUCCCCUGUUAAAACAACCAUCUCUUUAACUAAUAAUUCCCGUGCUUCCCCAAUCAAUGCCGCUUCAUCAGCACCUUAUGAGUCAUUAUCAGUUAACUACAACUCUCCGUUCUCGGUGUUUCCUGCAGAAGCGUGUGACAUUGUUGGGGGAGAUGCUUGUGCAGCAGUAAUCUAUCCUGAAACUAAACUUGAUAAACCAAAGGAAAACAAUAGAAACACUGUUGAACAGUUUGAUAGGGACUACUUUGAUUACAACAGUGAACCCAAAAGUGUGCUUAGGGGAGAGGCAUGUGAUGAUCUUGGGGGUGAAUUUUGUGAGCCUCUUUAUAUGAGAGAUUGAGAGGGAAAUCAUGCUCAAAGAUUCGUGUUAAUUACUUUGUUUGAUAAUCUACUUGUAUAGAUAUUGUAUAAGCUUGGUAACAACUACUCCGUAGUAAAGGUACUUGUACUUAUGGUCUUGAGACGCUUAUAAAUUACUCCCUCCCUCCCAAAAUUAUAGCCCUGUUUUUCAAAUAGGACGUCUCAAAAUUAUAGUCCUAUUUCUAUUUUUGGCUAUUAAGGUCCUCACUUUCUCAUGUACUAUAUUAAUUAAAAUAUGCAUUGAAAACACAACAAAACAAAACAAAAACAAGUACUAUAUUCCAAUUCCCCUUGUACUAUAUUUCUCUUUCCCAUGUCCUUUAUUCUACUUUUCCAUAUAAAUCAAUGAUAAUUUGUACUUUAUUUCA
Molecule: messenger RNA, 950 nt
Organism: Spinacia oleracea (spinach)
Lineage: Eukaryota; Viridiplantae; Streptophyta; Magnoliopsida; Caryophyllales; Amaranthaceae
Product: light-regulated protein 1, chloroplastic
Exons: 3
Coding region: 158-562 (134 amino acids)
Cellular component (GO): chloroplast
Source: RefSeq, a predicted model, not a curated record